Molecule: messenger RNA, 5736 nt
Organism: Bactrocera dorsalis (oriental fruit fly)
Lineage: Eukaryota; Metazoa; Arthropoda; Insecta; Diptera; Tephritidae
Gene: Ppcs
Product: phosphopantothenate--cysteine ligase
Exons: 6
Coding region: 634-1578 (314 amino acids)
Biological process (GO): coenzyme A biosynthetic process
Cellular component (GO): cytoplasm; nucleus
Molecular function (GO): phosphopantothenate--cysteine ligase activity
Source: RefSeq, a predicted model, not a curated record
GUUCAUAUGUCGACUUUGAACGUUGCUCUCUGCGCCUGUGUAAUUUUCGUCAGAAUUCUGGUGGACAUAGAAAAUAUAAAUGAAUUUGGAGUGUAAUCAGAGUUUUUUGGAACACAGCGCGGUUCGAAUGUAAUAUGGUAAUAGUAAAGUGCAUCGAAAUUCCAAAUAAUUGAAUAACGAAACUAAUGUGAAUUGAUUGCUCCGUUUUAAUGUUUUUGUCUUUUCGGUACGUUGGCGACACGUCGUGAGUGUUAUUAUUUCUAUCAAUUAUUAAUUUCUAUCAAAAUUUUAAGUUAAAAUAAAGCUCAAAGUUUCUUCAUUUCCGUAUACCUACCAAGUUAAAACAUAAUACUGCUCAUAACAACUCGCAUACAGAUAUCAUCGUUAAAGUUUAAUUUCCGGCAACGAGUUUGAAAGGGAAGACAAACGCGACACAUUUAAUUCAAUCAAUGUUCAAAUUGCAAAACCCAGCCAACUAAAUAUAAAACCGGAAAACUAUAUUUGCUACGCAAACAUUGUAAUUGCUUGUGACGGUGAAAUUCUCGACGAAAAAAAGAAAAACACAUUUAAAACAGAUCGCACAGUAAAUAUAAAUAUAUAUACAUAUAUAUUCCUAUCAAAAAUUUAAUCAUCAUGACGCACUGGGAGGAUUUUUAUAAUACACAUUUACCGCCAACCGAUUUCGAGGAUAAUCGUUCAUUAUUGAAAGAAUUUUGUGAACGUCACAAUAAAUUGCAAAACCGUAUCGUCCUUGUAACGUCAGGUGGGACCACAGUACCUCUGGAGCACAAUACCGUACGCUUUGUAGAUAAUUUUAGUGCGGGAACACGUGGCUCAGCAUCUGCUGAAUAUUUCCUCGAUCAUGACUAUGCCGUUAUAUUUAUGUAUCGCGUCAAGUCGCUAGAACCGUUUACACGACACCUUACCGGCCAACAAUUUUUUGAUAUGCUCGACAUUACCGACAAUGGGCAAAGUACAUCGAUUACGGUUAAACCGGAUUCCGUUGAUGUAUUCGCACCGAUAUUAGCCAAAUAUAAACAAGCCCGCGAAUCCCAAAUGAUUUUGUAUGUUAACUUUAACACGGUGGCGGAUUAUUUGUGGCUACUACGUGCCGCAUGUGAAUGUCUAGCGGCGUUCGAAGAGAGAGCGUUGUUAUAUUUAGCAGCGGCAGUAUCAGAUUUCUACGUUCCUCAGGAUAUGAUGCCUACUCACAAAAUACAGUCCGGUCAAGGUGCACCGACAAUCUCGCUGCAGUUGGUGCCAAAAAUGCUUGCGCCAUUGGCAAGCCUCUGGGUGCCACAUGCAUUUGUUGUCUCAUUCAAGCUGGAAACAGACGAGAAUUUAUUGAUUACUAAGGCGCGCGAUAGUCUCUUCAAGUACAAUCAUAAGAUGGUUAUUGCGAAUAUUCUACAAACACGUAAACAUCGCGUCGUUUUCGUUUCGCCAACCAUGUCGUACGAAGUGCAUCUGAGCAGAGAGCAAGCGCUGCAAGGACUCGAAAUUGAGGAGCCGAUUGUUGCCGAUCUCGUGAAAAGGCACAGUGAAUACAUAAACGGAGCAUCAACGAAUCGACAAUGACCACAGUCGGUGCGGCAAAGACGUCACAUGCAGGUCGACUGUCGCGUGACAACACCACAUUUUUGUCGUCUAUUGAAUCCAGGACCAGGCGUCGGCCGUAAAUAUUAAUUUAAGGUAAAUGUGUGUGUACAACAUCGCUAUAAGUGAUUGUCAAUAUACAUACAUAUAUAAAUAUAUGUGUAUGUAAGUGGGGGAAAGUUAUUAGAAAAGCAACAGAGGCAAUAGCAUCGAUUGAAGGUUAUAUCACAAUUAGUUUAUAAAAAUAACAUAAGAAAUAUUAAAGUACAUAUAUAGUUUUUAUACAAUAAGAAUGCAACAGAGAAAUAAUAUACGAUUAAUAGUAACUUUCAUAUUUUUUACAUAUAUCUGUAGUAUACAUACAUAAUAUACAACCCAUAUCUGACGCCCUAAAAUACCUCCUAUAACCAUACAUAACUUGGUAUGUACUGAAACAUUAGUAAUUUUGGUUGGCUAAAAGUUUUCAGUGUUUCAAUUUAUGAGCAUUAAAUUUCGACAUAGAAAAGAGAGCGAGUAUAUCUGCUGAUCUUUGUUUUCUGUUAUGGAUAUUAAAUGAAAUUCUCGCUCAGAAGUAGUUCCCGAAUGAUUUCUAUCUUCUUGUUGCUCAAACUACUAAUUAUGAAGAAAACCAAAUAUAGGUUUCUCUCUGGCUUCUCUUGGUUCCGCUUAGUCUUCGACUAGGCCAUUCUGAUUCCCAUCUAUUUUUUCUUAACUUUCUUUCGACAACCCGGUUAAAUUUACAUUGUCACAAACCAAAAAAAAAAAAAUGAAAGCGAUCAUACAUAUUGACACUUAGUAUACACGUAGAAAAAGAAGAUCAAAACUGUAACAAAUCAGUGUAAUUUUAUUUAUUAAAAAAAGUGUUGAAAUAAGACUAUAUUAUAGCAAACGGAUUUAUAUCUAGGGCGACUAUCGAUUCACCUUUUGUAUGUAUGUAAAAGGCUUUUUGCUAUUAUUACGAUUAUUAUUUUGAUCACUACAUUGCAUUUUCGUAAAUUACAGUCUGGCAUUAUUCAAUUUCAAAAAUUUUACAAAAUGCUAUUAUUAGUAUAAUCUCCCUGAACAUUAAUGCACUUGCUCCAACGAUCGUCCAAUCUGUGGAUCCCAUCCCUGAAGUGAGAAUCCAGAAGGUCUGCAAAAUACGCUUCAACAGCCGUUAUGACCUCUUCGUUUUGUUCUAGAAACAAAUGAAAGUCGCUGGGUCCAACAAUUCGAACUUUAAUUCAUGGAUUUUAGUCAUUGCCAAAAUGCUCUUGUGACACGGUGCAUUGUCCUGAUGAAAAAGGAUUUUUUUCUUCGGCGAAUCGGGUCUUUUUUCGCAAUAAUAUUCAGAAUGUAUUGUUUGCAAGUAAUCUUCAAACAAAAUUCGUCUCGCAUCCCAAAAAACUGAUGUCAUAACCUUUUUGGCCGAUUUCCGGACACGAACUUGUUUCGAAGCCGAACAUGGCCACUCUUUAGCCUCUUGUUUUGAUUCAAGAUCAUGGUGAUAGACCCAAGUCUCAUUCAUAGUGAUGAAUCGACGUACAAAAUCCACGUUAUCAUUUUUAAAUCGCUCCAAAUGUUGCUGAGAAGGUCGCAUUCGAAUGUGUAUUUGUGCCAUUGGUAGCGAAUGCGGCAACCAUUGUGUACACAGCUUUCCAAAACCCAAAAUUUCACUUAAACUAUGGCUCACACUGCCUAAUGUGUAGGGCCUCUAUUAAAUCUCUCUCAGUCAAUCGACAAUCUUUCAAAACCAUGUCCUGUAUUUGGACUAUAAUUUCUGGUGUUGAUGCGCUUUUUGGACGUCCUUCACGUGGAUUGUCUUCAAGGCUUGUACGUCCACGUUUAAAUUCAGCAACCCAUCUUUCUACUGUUCUAAUUGUAGGUGAACAAUCAUUAUACACUUUUAACAUUCGUUCGUGAAUUUCUUUUGGUGCUACACCUUCCAAAAAUAAGAAUUUUAUCACUGCACGAUAUUCAAUUUUUUCCAUUGUAAAAAAUACUGUGACACGGCGACACUAAAUGGCUUGUAAACAAAGAAUGAAUUGACAGAUUGAAAUGAAACUUCACAUACGUUCAUAUGAAGAGUGUACCAAGAAAACAAAACAAUAUUUUGGGCUAAUAGCGACGGUUUUUUAUUCAACAUAGUUUCCUUUAAGGGUGAUUAUAGCGAUUCUCUAACUUUUUGAUACCAUUUGUGUAAUAUGAUUUGUCCUUUGCUUCAAAAUAGGCCUUAGUUUCGGUGAUCAUCUCUUCAUUCGACAAAAGUUUCUUCCCAGCGAGCAUCCUUUUGAGAUCUGAGAUUAGGAAAUUCGAAAUCAAAUUCAUGGAUUUUUGCCAUCGUUUUCACUAACUUGUGACACGGUGCAUUGUCUUCGUGCAGCAGCACUUUUUUUCCAAACGAGGUAGGUUUUGGGCAAUUUCGUCUUUCAAAUGGUCCAAUAAAGCUAUGUACAAGGUUUUCCAAUAAGUGUGUUAUGCUUUCCUUAAAAAAUGAACAUAUUAAUUGUCAAUGAAAUUCAAAAGUCUUUUAUUUAAUGUGAACCACAAUCGAUACAAUCGUUCGACCAAAAACCACACCAAACUGUUAAUUUAGGUGAAUGUAUUGAUUGUUCAUUAAUAAUUGGUGGAUUUUCUUCGCACCAGAAUCGACAGUUUUGUUUAUUUACCACACCACUCAGACGCAAAUAGUCGCUGUUGAUGGUCCUUCCUUCUCAAAGUUGUCAAUAAAAAUUAUUUCUUGCGCAUUUCCAACUGUUUCGUUUUUCCAUGCUGUGGAGCAGGUUCAUCGUGUGCAGUUAACUCGAAUGACUGUUGAUUACACUUCGGAGUGAAAUGAUGUAACCAUGUUUCAUCCACUGUCACAUAUCGUUGUAAAAAGUCGAGUUUAUUACUCUUGAACAUCUCCAAACACUGCUCCGAAUCAUCAACUCGUCGUUGUUUUUGCUCGAAAGUGAGCUUGCGCGUCACCCACUUUGCACACAGCAUUCUCAUACUCAAAUAUUCGUGAAUGAUAAGUUGAUAUCUUUUGAAUGCCAGCCAUCUCGAAUAACUUCACUUUACGGUUAUUCAUAUUAUAUUUUGUGGACUUUUUGAUGUUUUCCUCGGUAGCAAUUUCUUUUGGGAGUCCACUGCGUCUUCGGUGCUUAUUUCACCACGUCUAAACUUAGCUUACAAAUCCUUGAUGGUUGAUUUUCCUGGGACAGUGUCCGAAAAACUCGUGUUUAUGCUUCAACUGUAUUUUUCGCUUCAAAAAGCAAUGUUUUAUUAAUACGUAAAACUCCGUUUUAUCCUUUAAAUAAUAAAGAUUAGUACAUCAAAUACAAGAUGUGCCAAACGUAUAGCGUCAAAAAAAGUUUCUUUUUGUUGAGUUAAUUUUUACAUAAAGUAAAAAUGAGUCAAAAGAUUUAUUUUUGAAAGUACCGAGAUAUACCAUCUUUAUUAAUUGUCUUAAGACAAGUUCAUGGAUCUUAUUGCUUUUAUAUUAUACUAACUAGUGUGUUUACUUAUUAUUAGUUGAUGGCUUGUUUACAUAUAAUAUAUUGUUUGUUGAGAUACAUUUCCUUUGUUCUAAGAUAAGGUUGUUUUGAUAUUUUUUGUUUACGCAAACUCAAAGUUGUUUUGAUGUUUGUUUGUUUAUGAUAUUUUGAUAAAAUAAUAUAAUAAAAAAUACCUUCCUUAACUCGUGUACAAUGACGAGACUCAUAAGAAGUAUUCACCUCAUUAGAUGGUUCGAUACUUUUUGGUGGCGCCGUGGUGGAAAUCUUUAAGGCAGAGUUGCCUCAGAUUCUUAGCUCUUUAUAUUUUUCCACUUACACACGGAAUCCACUUCUUGCAAUGAAAUAAUAGAUUUAUUAUUUAUUUAUUUGAUUUUAUAAAGAACUCAAUGAAAAAAUGGAAUGUCUCAUUUGGUAGCGUCUGGUGGCGUCAGAAGUUGCUAGAAAUAUUGGGUAGUCGAAAAAGUCUUUUCGUAUUUUUUUAAUAGAUGCCGUUGCAAUUGUAUAUCUCCAGUGCUACCAAUCACAUUGUUUCAUACCUAAUAGUGUAGGAAACGUGAGAUUUUAAGCUUCAUUUAACCAAAAAAUAAUUUCGGGAAAGUAGAAAAAAAGUUACAGCUGCUCGAAAAUGAGUGAAAAUAAUGAAGAAAUUCGCUCUACUAUU